Molecule: messenger RNA, 620 nt
Organism: Meleagris gallopavo (turkey)
Lineage: Eukaryota; Metazoa; Chordata; Aves; Galliformes; Phasianidae
Product: protein S100-A8
Biological process (GO): endothelial cell migration
Cellular component (GO): extracellular exosome; cytoplasm
Molecular function (GO): calcium ion binding; calcium-dependent protein binding
Source: RefSeq, a predicted model, not a curated record
CGUAGCUCAGGGAGAGUAUAAAAGAGCCCUCGCUGCACCGCACAGCCAGCGCCGCUGCCGCUGCUCUCCUGCUCACAUCGCUGUCGGAGGAACCCCACGACCAUCUGUUGUGAGAUGAAGACCGACCUGGAGCUCGCGCUGGAGUGCGCCAUCAACAUCUACCACCACUACGCCAUCCGGAACCCAAUGGAUGAUUACCUGAGCCGGAAUGAAUUUGCCACGCUGCUGAAGGAGAACGCCAAGCCUUUCCUCGCCGACACCGUGCCGCCCAACACGUCUGUUGAUGAGUACAUCAAGCAGCUCUUUGCCAAAUCUGACAGCAACCACGAUGGCCGCUUGAAGUUCACCGAGUUCCUCACCACGCUCAGCCUCGUGGCCAUCGAUGCCCACAACCGGUCCCACAAGAAGCCUGGGGACCAUGGCCAUGACCAUGGACAUGGCCACGAUCAUGGACAUGGCCACAGCCACAGCCAUGGCCACGGUCCCCACCAUUAAGGCCGUUCCUGCAGAGCUGUGCUCCUCCAGCAGCAGCAUCUCCCCCGUCUGCCCAUGAGCACACAACCAAGGCUGCUCUCUCUGCCUCUGCCUAUGACACUGAAAUAAAUUGUUUUUCUCUGUGC